AUGAGUGACGGGAAAUAUGCUUUCCCGAACGAUGCCCGAGAGCAGGAGCGACUGGACACAGUCAACUACGUUUGGAUGUUGACUCUGGACGGAGACUUUUGCUUGUGUCCGAAAAAUGAUAUCAGCGCCAAACGGGUUCUCGACAUCGGCACAGGUACGGGCGUUUGGGCCCUCGACUACGCUGAUGCCCACCCAGAGACAUCAGUUCAAGGCGUUGACCUCAGUCCCAUCCAAUCAACCUACGUGCCUCCUAACUGCUACUUUGAGGUUGACGACCUCGAAAAGGAAUGGACGUGGUCGACACCCUUCGAUUUCAUCUUCUGUCGCGAUAUGAACGGCAGCUUUGCUGAUUGGGAGGGCGUCAUUGCUCAAGCAUACAAAAAUUUGGAACCAGGCGGCUACCUCGAGAUUCAAGACAGCAUCUGGCCACCCGUCUGUGACGAUGGCACCCUCAAAGAAGACUCUGCCCUGUACAAGUGGAGCCACCUCUUGGUCGAAGCCUGCGACAUAAUUAGACGACCAAUCAACCAGACGAACAAAAGACCUGCUAUGAUGGAAGCCGCAGGCUUUGAGGAGAUCAAAACCACGCGUGUUAGAUUUCCAAUUUCCCCUUGGCCGAAGGACCAGAAGCUCAAGGAGGUUGGCACUGCCAACCAGGUACAGCUUGUUCAUGGUCUCGAGGCGCUUACUCUUGGCCUAUUCACUCGCGUCCUGGACUGGACUAAAGAAGAGGCGAUGGUCAUGUGUCUCGAGGUGCGCAAGGAUCUUAAGAAUCUCAAAAUUCAUGCUUACUGGAAUGGUUAUGUCGUUUACGGUCGUAAGCCGCUAAGCUCCGAGGAUAAAUAG
Colletotrichum chrysophilum is the source of this 846-nucleotide messenger RNA. RefSeq lists its product as uncharacterized. The transcript has a single exon. Gene Ontology annotation, molecular function: methyltransferase activity. Lineage: Eukaryota; Fungi; Ascomycota; Sordariomycetes; Glomerellales; Glomerellaceae. The record is from RefSeq and is a predicted model, not a curated record. The coding region runs from base 1 to 846 and encodes 281 amino acids.